AUGGAUUUCCAGUACAGAUUAAGCUGCUCGAGGGGAGCUACAGAGCAGUACCCUGCGAGCUAUAUAAGAACGUGCUCAGCACAAGAGCAAACAAUUUUUCAGGGGAAGGACUCCCAUGAAUCAGCCAUGGAUGUGAGUGAAGACAGCGUUUCAAGGAGGCUUGGGGCCACUAACAAAACAUGUUUGUAUUUCAUCAUCACCACCCUUGUUGCGUUACUCGUCUUUGCAUUAGCCACCAUCAUGGUCUUAGUCAUUCAGAAGACGGCAGCUGAUCCUGCUGUGGAGGGCAUUGCAAAACCAAUCAGGAAAGGGAACACCUCCGAAGACUAUUUAAGCAUCCUACAGAAUGUCGCGACCAAGGAAGCUGCUGCAUACGUGAGAGUGUCCAGACCUGUAAAUGGUUCAAAAGUGAGUUUGGUCGAGAAGGGUGUGUGUGAAGGCAUCCAUUGCAAGAGUGAAGAGCUGGUGAUAAGGAAACAAGGCCUCUACUUGAUCUACUGCCACUUGAACUUUCAUUUUCCUGACUGUUCCAACAGCCCCACCGACCUCAAGAUGGAAUUCCUGGUGAAUGACAAAGUCAGAAGGCAAACAUUAUCCACAUGGUGUGCAUCAGAAACCUGCCAAGAAAAGACUUUUAAGACCUUGUUCCAGCUCCACUUGACACACCUGAAUGUGAAGGACAGAGUAUCAGUGACACUGAAUCAGCCUAAAUUCCUAAAUGAAAUCUCUCUUCCCAAUGAAAAUGUCCUCGGGGUCUUGAAGUACAGUGAUGACAUGUGA
Molecule: messenger RNA, 780 nt
Organism: Indicator indicator
Lineage: Eukaryota; Metazoa; Chordata; Aves; Piciformes; Indicatoridae
Product: tumor necrosis factor ligand superfamily member 8-like
Exons: 5
Coding region: 1-780 (259 amino acids)
Biological process (GO): CD8-positive, alpha-beta T cell differentiation; immune response
Cellular component (GO): membrane
Molecular function (GO): tumor necrosis factor receptor binding
Source: RefSeq, a predicted model, not a curated record